Messenger RNA from Manis pentadactyla (Chinese pangolin), 2930 nucleotides. It is a transcript of the gene PTGDR, whose product is annotated as prostaglandin D2 receptor. Gene Ontology annotation, molecular function: prostaglandin D receptor activity. The coding region runs from base 250 to 1326 and encodes 358 amino acids. The transcript has 2 exons. The record is from RefSeq and is a predicted model, not a curated record. Lineage: Eukaryota; Metazoa; Chordata; Mammalia; Pholidota; Manidae. Gene Ontology annotation, biological process: positive regulation of cytosolic calcium ion concentration; inflammatory response; G protein-coupled receptor signaling pathway. Gene Ontology annotation, cellular component: plasma membrane.
CACGAGGGUCUGUGUCUGCUCAGGGCAGAGCUCUGCAGGGCCAGCGCCGGGGCGCCCCGGCCUCGCGUCCCGCCCCGGGGGCGGGGUGUGUCCCGAGAGUUUAGGGAGGAGGCGCCCGCCAAGGGGAGCACCCGGCCGCCCACGGAGCUGCCUCUGCGGCGCAGCCUGCCGCCGUGGCCUCCUCCGCACCCCGAAGCCGGGGCCCUGGCGCUCCCGCGGUCUGCACUACCUCCUGCCGCGCCGCCAGCCAUGAGGCCGUCGUUCUACCGCUGCCACAACGCCACCUCUGUGGAGAAGGGCAACUCCGCGACGAUGAGCGGGCUGCUCUUCAGCGCGGGCCUCCUGGGCAACCUGCUGGCCCUGGCGCUGCUGGUGCGCUCGGGGCUGGGGUCGUGCCCUCCGCGCCAGCCGCCCUCGGUCUUCUACGUGCUGGUGUGUGGCCUGACGGUCACCGACUUGGUGGGCAAGUCGCUGGUGAGCCCCUUCGUGCUAGCCGCCUACGCGCAGAACCGGAGCCUGUCGGGGCUGGUACCCGCGUCGGGCCGCUCGCUGUGCCAAGCCUUCGCCUUCUUCAUGUCUUUCUUCGGGCUCGCUUCGACGCUGCAGCUCCUGGCCAUGGCUCUGGAGUGCUGGCUGUCGUUGGGGCAUCCCUUCUUCUACCGACGGCACAUCACUGUGCGCCGGGGCGCGCUGGUGGCGCCCUUCGUGGGCGCCUUUUGCCUGGCUUUCUGCGCCUUGCCCUUCGCGGGCUUCGGGAAUUUCGUGCAGUACUGCCCCGGCACCUGGUGCUUCAUCCAAAUGACCCACAAGGAGCGCUCGCUGUCAGUGCUGGGCUUCUCAGUGCUCUACGCCAGCCUCAUGGCGCUACUGGUGCUCGCCAUCGUGCUGUGCAACCUGAGCGCCAUGCACAACCUCUACGCGAUGCACCGGCGGCUGCAGCGGCGCCCGCGCUUCGGCCCCAGAGAGCGCGCGGAGCCGGGCGCCGGCGAGAGGGAGGCCUCCCCGCAGCCCCUGGAGGAGCUGGAUCACCUCCUGCUGCUGGCCCUCAUGACCGGGCUCUUCACCAUGUGCUCCCUGCCUUUAAUCUACCGUGCUUACGAUGGAGCAUUUAAAGCUGUUCAUGAGAAAAACGGAGCCUCUGAAGAAACAAAAGACCUCCAAGCCUUGCGUUUUCUAUCUGUGAUCUCAAUUGUGGACCCUUGGAUUUUCAUCAUUUUCAGAACAUCAAUAUUUCGCAUGUUUUUUCACAAGAUUUUCAUAAGGCCUCUUAUGUAUAGAAAUUGGCACAACAAUUCCUGCCAAACUAACAUGGAAUCCAGUCUGUGACAGUGUUUUACACUCUGGUAAGCUGAAGAAUACGUCACAUUUCUGUCAAAGAGCCAUGAUUUUUUUUAAAAUGUUACAUUCAAAUUUUAAAAGUUAUCUCCCGUAACAAAACACUAAGUGUAUUUUCAAAAGUAUCUGAUAUAUCUUAACAAUGUGUUUCACUCUAUAUUCAUGAACCCGGUCAGUGGAUUAUUUUUAUUUCAAGUUACUAAUAGCAGCUAACAAUUUUAUAUAUUAUAAAUGAUGGUAAGAGCUUCAAAACAAUAUUAAUUGUUCCAUCAUUUGUACUCAUUACCCCUAAUUUUUUAGAGAUGUCUUGAGACAUCCUCCAGGUCUUUAUUCAAUCCAAUAGAAAUACCACUGUUUACAAUUAUCUGAUGGGUGUUCUUAAAAUUUCUAACCGUGUUCAUUUCCAGUGGAACUUGAUUUAUUUCUUAUUAUAAUAGCUCUGAAUUAUAGAUGCUCUGCAGAGAAGUGAAGUGGGAAAUAUAGCCAGGUCAGGGGUUUGGAGAAGCCCCAUGUGGAGAAGCAAAGCUAUAAAUAAGUAGAAUCAAGGUAAGAUAUGACUAUGACCCACAACUCAAAGAAAAAUUCCUAGUUUUUGAAGUCCAGGAGGAAUAUCAGUAGGAAUCAAAAUUUUGGAGUUGGUUACAAUAUAUUGUUUCAAUUUUUGGAACCUCCAUUUUAUAGAUUUAUCAUAUUGAUAGAUUCUUUGGGAGAGGGAUUUAUGUUUCUUUGAAAAACAGUGACAUAUGAUGUAGCAGAGAGCUGUGUUUACUCCAUUUGUCUGUGUGAAACAGCAGGGCAUUCAACAGAGAGAAACCCACCCAGGACUCAGUCAACCUCAAUUGAGGGUGGGGUAAACAACCUUAACAUAUACUUAUUAACCCCCAUAUUCUGGACUUUGUGGAUACAGUAAGAUCUUCGUGAGGCUCCUGAGAGCUGUGCUUUCAAAACUGGACUGGGAUGUGGCUCAGAUGGAGCACCAUUGAGCACUUUAACUGUACGUUUAAAUGUUUACAAAGGGUAGUGACACUGUGACCAAAAGGGGAAAGUGGGGGUAUUACCGGCUGCAGGUGUUAGUCCUAACAAGACACUCUAAACCCAGCUUGCAGGUAAGAAUAUUCACCUUUGGUAAAAGAACACAUGGGGGAUAUUAGAGGGUUUCAGCAUCUCUGGGGUCCCUUUGUACCCCAACACACUCAGACUCUGAGCUGGAGAGCUGGCUGCAUUUGAAUAGCCCUGAGACCCCCAUUCAACCAUCCCUUAUUUGCCUUAUUUCCAGCAUAGCAGUAACCCAUUUGUCACCCCUGGUUUAUCUCGGAGAUGUGUGAACCCGAAUAUGUAUGUGUAUUUUUUUUUUCUUUGUGUAGCAAAACUGUGAAAUGGCCAAAUUAGGAACACCUGACUUAUAAUUUGAGAGUAUGAUGUGACAAAAAAUACAGUUUUCAAGUUUAACUUUUGUUUAUGUGUUGAAGUACACAUGUUUUAUUGUCAAAAGAAGUACUCUUUUUUGUGCUCUCCUUUUGGAAGGUGUUCUGAUUAAAUGUCAAGAUAGUUUGAAAAGUUUCAAGAUGAAUCAAUAAACAUAAUUUUAUAAUGUU